Messenger RNA from Penicillium maclennaniae, 777 nucleotides. Its product is annotated as RlpA-like double-psi beta-barrel domain-containing protein. Lineage: Eukaryota; Fungi; Ascomycota; Eurotiomycetes; Eurotiales; Aspergillaceae. The record is from RefSeq and is a predicted model, not a curated record. The coding region runs from base 1 to 777 and encodes 258 amino acids. The transcript is spliced from 2 exons.
AUGGAUACAGAGUAUCAUCACGACCUGACCUCGGACUCGACCAUGUCUGACAAAACAAUUGCAACUGACCCGCCUGUACAAGCGCAAGAGCCUUGGGCAUCAGUACCCAGACGCAAGCCACUUCCAUUGACAAAGGGCCCCGAGACAUUCUCUGGGUCUGCAGCAGUCGACGAUGGAUUGGCAACGGGAAAUGAAGCCGAAACUGGAGCUGAAAACAAGCAUGGCACCCUCAGCGCAGAUGCGCACAUCUCCAGCAAACGAGUAUGGCCUUUCAGCCUCUCUGGCUCCAGGCUCAGAAUACAGAGACGUUCGCGCAAGUUUCUAGUCAUCGGCAUCGUCGCCGCUGUUCUUCUACUUGCGCUAAUAAUUGGUCUGGCAGUCGGUUUAACCGUGGGGAAGAAGAAAGCCUCGAAUCUUCCGCUGCCGACCUCCAAUGGCGGCCCUUACUCAGGAGACCUAACUUACUACGACCCAGGUCUGGGAUCAUGUGGCUAUACGAGUACGGAAUCGGAGUCUGUCUGCGCCGUCUCUCACAUCCUUUUCGACGCCGCGUCGACAGGGUCGAAUCCAAAUGACAAUCCACUCUGCGGACUGAAGAUCAGGCUUCGUCGCAACGGGAAGAGCGUCGAUGUGAAGGUUGUGGACCGCUGUGUGGGCUGCAAAGUGGAUGACCUUGAUGUCACCGAGUCUGUAUUUGAAAAGGUCGCUGAAAUCGCCCAGGGGCGAGUUACCAUGGAGUGGGCCUGGCUGGAUAAAUUGCCCGACAGUGUAUCCUGA